Ipomoea nil (Japanese morning glory) is the source of this 2110-nucleotide messenger RNA. RefSeq names its product probable purine permease 9. Gene Ontology annotation, molecular function: purine nucleoside transmembrane transporter activity. NCBI's taxonomy places the organism in Eukaryota, Viridiplantae, Streptophyta, Magnoliopsida, Solanales, Convolvulaceae. The record is from RefSeq and is a predicted model, not a curated record. Bases 872 to 2068 code for a protein of 398 amino acids. Gene Ontology annotation, cellular component: membrane. The transcript is spliced from 3 exons.
UAAGGUUAUCGUCCGUGUGAGUGAAGGGAGGAGAAAGAAUGACGGAAACUAACGACAGCGCUUGCAGAGAACAAUGAACAAUCCCAAGGAAAAAAGGAACACGGAGGGAAGAGCAACUCUCGAAAUCGGAGCGGAAAAUAACGAGAAAACCAAAAAACAAAAAAAAAAAAAAAACAAAAAACCAAAAAAACCAAAAAAAAAAUCAAAUAACAAAAAAAAACAAACAAAAAAAUAAACAAAAAAAAUUUCUGGAAAACGCCGAUAGAAGAGAGAAUCAUUCAGGAAUUGCUGCUGUUGGCCGAGAGAAGAGAGAAAAAGCUAGUCCAAAUCGGAAUUGCCGCUGCGCUGAACGCGGAUUUUUGGAGAAAUUUUGCUUCCGCCGCCGCCGGAAAUUAACCGUAGUCGCCGCUAGCUGACGAAGUGGAGUGCCGCCGCCGGUUUGGUGUCGCCGGAACCUGAAGUCGCCGUGUGGAUCGGAGCUGCUGCAACUCUGGAAUAGUGCUACUACUGCUCUUUAAAUAAGUGUCCCUUUCUUCUUGUUUGUCUAUGAAUUUAGUCAUCAAUGAAUUUCUGAAAUUAAAUGGGGUUGCUUAGUUUAAUUAUGUUAUGUGAUUUAUAUUUCUUCUAUUAUUUUAGACUAUAACAGAACUAUGAAGAAGUAAGAGCUUAAUUCGUGCGCUGCAAUUUUAAACAGCUUAAAAUCCAUCUGAGAUACCAAGAAGAAGAACACCAACCAAAUUCAUAUUUUAUUUCAUUAGUUUCUCCAAACACAACCUUGUUUCAAUUCGCCAGCAACAAUCCUAAGAAAAACCUAAGAAUAUAUAUAAAUAUAUAUAACUGUGACUGUUGAUCUCCUGCUUGCACUAAUAUAAUGCCUGCCAUGGAAGAAGAAGAAGGUCGAGUCAUGCAGUCGGACACUACUGUCCAAGAAGAAGCAAUAAGAGUAGAAAAUCAUUCACAGAAAGCGGAAAACGGCGGCGCCGGCGGCGGCUGGAUGAGGAGACACGGCAGGCGGUGGCUGGAAAUAUCGGCCUACUCCGUGUUCGUCCUCGUCGGACAAACAGUCGCCACCAUCCUCGGCAGAGUCUACUUCGAAAAAGGCGGCAACAGCAAAUGGAUGGGCACGCUAGUACAAGUCGCCGCCUUUCCGAUCCUCAUUCCCUUCCUUUUCAUUAAAACCUCCCCUGCGGCAGAUGACGACGACGGCGACGCCGCUAGCCGCACAAAAUCGCCGUCCUGUUUAUACCGCGCCGCGAACUAUCUCCUCUUCGGGAUGUUAGUCGCCGGAGGGAGCUUGUUAUACUCGGUGGGGAUGGAAUAUCUCACUGUAUCUACGUUCACUCUAAUCACCGCAAGCCAGCUAGGGUUCAACGCCUUAUUCGCCUUCUUCACUCACGCCCAAAAGCUAACUCCUCUCAUCAUCAACUCCAUCUUCCUCCUCACCAUUUCCUCCGUUCUGCUCUUCUUCCAGCCGCUGAAUCAGCGUGAAAUCCAGGAAAGCCAGUCCACCGCCGGCAAAAAACACUUCAUUAUCGGCUGCAUUUGCACUCUAAUGGGGUCGGCCCUGUUCGGGCUAACACUCACCCUCGGCCAAAUCAUUCUCAACAAAUUCGUCAAGAAAUGCACUCUCAGAGACGUGCUGAAUUUCUUAAUAAUCCUAUCGAUCAUCGCCACCUGCGCGGUGGUGAUCGGGCUGUUUGCCAGCGGGGAGUGGAGGACGCUGGGGGCGGAGAUGAGGGGUUUCCAGCUCGGGCAAGUGUCUUACGUUAUGACUUUGGUUUGGGAGGCUCUGUGCUGGGAGAUGUUCACUGUCGGCGUUCUUGGGUUGUUGCUUAAGGUUUCCGGGCUUUUCGCUAACGUGCUUAUUAUGUUGUCGGUGCCGGUGGUUCCGGCGGCGGCGGUCGUGGUUCUCCACGACGAGAUGAAUGGGGUGAAGGUGAUUUCCAUGGUGUUGGCUGUGUGGGGAUUUCUGUCUUUUGCGUAUGAUGAGUAUCUUGAGGAGACGAAGGAGAAAGAUGAAAAUGAACCAUCUGAAGUUCCUCUUGUUGAGAGGGGGAAUCAAGCCUAAAUUGUAAAUAUCAUGCAAUCUAAAAUAUAUUUUUCCUUUUAA